AUUCCCCCUUCCCUUCGCCAUCAUCCUCAACCCUCAGGCGCGCACUCCUUUCAUCAUCAAGAGGGAACAUCUCGACUAAUCGAGAUAAAACUUUGCGUUCUACGCGACUCUCUUUGUCAUUCUUGACACCCUUUCUUCCCCAUUUCGCAGACGAUUCCCUCCCCAGUUCAAACGACCCUCUCCCUCCCUGAAACGAUGUCUGGCUACGAAGGCGGAUACGGCGGCGGUGGUCGCGGCGGCGGCGGCUACGGUGGUGGUGGCUACGGCCGUGAUCGCAGUGAUCGUGGUGACCGCAAUGGUCACGGUGGUGGUGGUUACGGAGGCCGAAACAACGGAUAUGGUAACGGUGGUGGCUAUGGCGGCGGCGGUGGUGGUGGUGGUUAUGGAGGAGGCGGCUACGGAGGCGGCGGCGGCGAUCGCAUGGGCGGCCUCGGCGCUGGCCUCAAGCAACAGGAGUGGGAUGUUGCCACCAUGCCCAAGUUCGAGAAGUCUUUCUACAAGGAGCACGAAGACGUCGCGACCCGAACCGACGCCGAGGUUGAGGCCUUCCGUCGUAAGCACCAAAUGACGAUUGCCGGCAGCAACGUCCCCAAGCCCGUCGAGACCUUUGACGAGGCUGGUUUCCCCCGAUAUGUCAUGGAUGAGGUCAAGGCCCAGGGUUUCCCUGCUCCCACCGCCAUUCAGUCCCAGGGUUGGCCCAUGGCUCUUUCGGGUCGCGAUGUCGUCGGUAUUGCCGAGACCGGUUCCGGAAAGACCCUCACCUACUGCCUUCCUUCCAUCGUCCACAUCAACGCCCAACCCCUCCUCGCCCCCGGCGAUGGUCCUAUUGUCCUGGUCCUCGCUCCCACUCGUGAGCUUGCUGUCCAGAUCAAGCAAGAAAUCGACAAGUUCGGUCGAUCAUCUCGCAUCCGCAACACUUGCGUCUACGGUGGUGUUCCCAAGGGUCCUCAAAUCCGUGACCUCUCCAGGGGUGUUGAGGUCUGCAUUGCCACUCCUGGCCGUCUGAUUGAUAUGCUCGAGGCUGGCAAGACCAACCUUCGCCGAGUCACCUACCUUGUGCUCGACGAGGCUGAUCGCAUGCUGGACAUGGGUUUCGAGCCCCAGAUCCGCAAGAUCAUCAGCCAGAUCCGACCCGAUCGACAGACUCUGAUGUGGUCUGCUACCUGGCCCAAGGAGGUUCGCGCCCUCGCUACCGACUUCCUCCAGGACUUCAUCCAGGUCAACAUUGGUUCCAUGGACCUCGCUGCCAACCACCGAAUCACUCAGAUCGUCGAGGUUGUCACCGACAUGGAGAAGCGUGACCGCAUGAUCAAGCAUCUUGAGAAGGUGAUGGAGAACAAGGAGAACAAGAUCCUCAUCUUUGUUGGCACAAAGCGUGUCGCCGAUGACAUUACCCGAUUCCUCCGCCAGGAUGGCUGGCCCGCGCUUUCCAUCCACGGUGACAAGCAACAGAACGAACGUGACUGGGUUCUCGACCAGUUCAAGUCGGCAAAGUCCCCCAUCAUGGUGGCCACAGACGUGGCCUCGCGUGGUAUUGAUGUGCGCAACAUCACUCAUGUGUUGAACUACGACUACCCCAACAACUCGGAGGAUUACAUUCACCGAAUUGGCCGUACUGGCCGUGCCGGUGCCAAGGGUACCGCCAUUACCUUUUUCACCACUGACAACCAAAAGCAAGCUCGUGACCUCGUCAACGUUCUCCAGGAGGCCAAGCAGCAGAUCGACCCCCGUCUUGUUGAGAUGACCCGCUACGGCGGAGGCGGUGGCCGCGGUUACGGUGGAUGGGGACGUGGCCGCGGCGGUGGCAGAGCCAACGCCAACAACAUGCCCAUCGGUAACCGUCGGUGGUAAAGCCUGCCAUCUUGAGGCCUCCCUGGGCCUCGUUCACGACACGGACCAAGCAAGAUGCCUAGCAUUCCCUUCCCGGAUCAUGGUAUCCCAUAAAAGUAUAUGACACCCACGGCGUUUGUUAGUUAGAGGACAGGUGGUUCGACUAGACUUUGACUCGUAGUUUGCGAGUCUGGAUCACGGUUUGCCUGCGGACCAAUUUGGUGACGCAUUGUUUGUGGCAGUCUUUUUUUUUUAUCUAUUUUUUCUUCGUCUUGUUUGUUACUCGGAGGUAAUGGCUCUAGAUUGGGAUGAUGAUAUCGGCUCGAGAGGCAUGACAAGACUCGACCGAGAUACGGGGGAAACAUAAUCGUAUUGGAGGCCUUCCGUCGUCAAGGAGGUCGAUGACAAUUUCGAUGAAAUUGGAGCGGCAAAUGUUCAAUAGACUAUUGUAGUUGAUACAAAUGACAGAGCCUG
Messenger RNA from Fusarium vanettenii 77-13-4, 2304 nucleotides. RefSeq lists its product as uncharacterized. Gene Ontology annotation, molecular function: ATP binding; RNA binding; RNA helicase activity. The transcript has 7 exons. The record is from RefSeq and is a predicted model, not a curated record. NCBI's taxonomy places the organism in Eukaryota, Fungi, Ascomycota, Sordariomycetes, Hypocreales, Nectriaceae. Gene Ontology annotation, cellular component: ribonucleoprotein complex; cytoplasm; nucleus. Gene Ontology annotation, biological process: rRNA processing. Bases 196 to 1851 code for a protein of 551 amino acids.